AAAAAAAAUUUUUUUUGCAGGUACGUAUCCUAUGCAAACCUAAACGAUGAUGUCGUUUAACAAGAGUAGUAUUGUGGCAACGCUCUUCGUUUGCUGGCAAUUAUUGCUACGGUCGGAAGCGAUGCCGUACGGUGGAAUGAUGCCAUCACCUCCUGUAGUGGAUACCUCCCCGUGGAUGCCUAUUGCUAAACCUGAUUACAUGCGGUAUGAGUCUUCGCGUAGUUACGAACCCCCUUACGGAUCCCGAAUUGUGCCUCUACAAACGGCCUUCGUAUCCGCUCAUUCAUCAGUCGCCACUACGGAGAACCUUAUUUCCACAAUGCCUGAAAUUCCUAGUUCCGCAUCUUCUGGAGCCCCAGCCGCCGGAUUGUGGGAUCAAUCAAAUCCUGCACCAGAAGCUCCAGCCGCCGGGUUGUGGAACCAACAGAAUCCUGCACCAGAAGCUCCAGCCGCCGGGUUGUGGGAUCAGCCGAAUCCUACAUCCGAAGCCGCUGGUAUUAUUCCGCCUGUUUCGCAUGAGUUGGCUUCAACAGGACCUUUCGCAGUGGUCCCUUAUUGGAUGAGAUCAUCCAUCAAUUCUGCAAUGCCUCCAUCUAUUCCUGUUGCUGAACCAGCGAUUGAUGUUCCAGCAAACGAGUUUCCUCAGUCGGAAGGCUCCUGGGCUCUUUCACAACCAUCUCCACCACCACCUCAAUUGCAGAAUGAUAAUGUCGAAACUAAUGUGAUUUUUAGCCCUGUCCAAGAUUCGAUUAGUCUCGUAGCAGAAGGACAGCCGCAAGACAACUGGCCAGAGACUCCGCGAAUGGUGGCGGAGGCAGACAAACUACCUGCUUUACCACCAGCUACCUUUGGUCAAUUUGCUGUUCAACCAGCCCGCUAAACGCAUCCUUUAUAAGUUUAUAUCUAACUACGGUUUUAUUAUAAUUACUGUACAUAAAUUGCGAAUCAUAAAUGAGCUCGUGAAACUGUA
This is a messenger RNA of Daphnia carinata, 970 nucleotides long. RefSeq lists its product as uncharacterized. The transcript is spliced from 2 exons. Lineage: Eukaryota; Metazoa; Arthropoda; Branchiopoda; Diplostraca; Daphniidae. Bases 47 to 880 code for a protein of 277 amino acids. The record is from RefSeq and is a predicted model, not a curated record.